CGGCUGUAGCAGGUGCGAUGUAGUGCGUUCCGGCCUCUUUGCUGCACCGAACACAACGGUGAUGGCGGGCAGGCGGUCUGGCUGGAGCCGGGCGGCUCUUCUCCAGCUUCUUCUUGGCGUGAACCUGAUGGUGAUGCCACCCACCCAGGCCCGGAGUCUGCGCUUCGUUACCUUGCUAUAUCGACAUGGAGACCGAUCCCCAGUGAAGACAUAUCCCAAGGACCCCCAUCAGGAAGAGGAGUGGCCCCAGGGGUUUGGUCAGCUAACCAAGGAAGGGAUGCUACAGCACUGGGAGCUGGGCCAGGCUCUGCGACAGCGAUACCAUGGCUUCCUAAAUGCCUCUUACCACAGGCAAGAGGUUUACGUGCGCAGCACAGACUUUGACCGCACGCUCAUGAGUGCAGAGGCCAACCUGGCUGGACUCUUCCCUCCUGAUGGGAUGCAGCGCUUCAAUCCUAACAUCUCCUGGCAGCCCAUCCCCGUGCACACUGUGCCCCUCAGUGAGGACAGGCUGCUGAAGUUCCCGCUGGGCCCAUGUCCCCGAUAUGAGCAGCUGCAGAAUGAGACCAGGCAGACAACAGAGUAUCAGAAUGAGAAUGCCCAGAAUGCACAAUUUCUGGCCAUGGUGGCCAACGAGACGGGGCUUACUGACCUGACCCUGGAGACCGUAUGGAAUGUGUAUGACACUCUUUUCUGCGAGCAAACCCAUGGGCUACUGCUGCCCCCCUGGGCCUCUCCCCAAACCAUGCAGCGCCUCAGCCACCUAAAGGACUUCAGCUUCCGCUUCCUCUUUGGCAUCCACGAGCAGGUGGCGAAGGCCAGACUUCAGGGGGGAGUCCUGCUGGCUCAGAUACGGAAGAAUCUGACCCUCAUGGCAACAACCUCCCAACUCCCUAAGCUGCUGGUCUACUCCGCGCACGACACUACCCUGGUUGCUCUGCAAAUGGCCCUGGAUGUCUACAGUGGUGCACAAGCCCCCUAUGCAUCCUGCCACAUAUUUGAACUGUACCAGGAAGAUAGUGGGAAUUUCUCAGUGGAGAUGUACUUCCGGAAUGAAAGUAAGAAGGCCCCUUGGCCCCUGCUCCUGCCUGGCUGCCCACACCGGUGCCCACUGCAGGACUUCCUUCGCCUCACAGAGCCUGUUGUACCCAAGGACUGGCAGCAGGAGUGCCAGCUGGCAAGCAGUACCGCAGACACAGACACGGCCUCAUCCCCGAGCUACACUUGUGUGCCUGGCUGCGGACUCAGAGCCUCACUGUGGACGUCCAUUGAGCACAAGCUGGCUCACAGGAAAUCCUCCAGAGGCUCUCCCAGCCAAUGCUGCAUCCAUCACUGAGCGGCGCAGCAAAGCCUGAGGCACUGUCUCACUCCUACACCAUGUCCGAGCCACCAGCAGGUCCUAUGAGCUUAGCCUUCCCUGGCACGUGCUUGCUCGCCUUCCUGGCCCAAGCCAGUCCUGCUCCUGAGUUGCUGCCGAGUCCCUUGGUGUUCUCCCUGGUUUCUUAUCCUUGCUCGUCUUCUCAAUAUGCAGUGGAGGUCAUUUCUAAGAAUGUCAGCUGGCGUAUAACUGUACUCUUCACUCUCCCAAUAGCUUCCUGUCACACAGAAUGAAGCCCAGGAUCUCUGCCACGACCUCCCAGACCCCCAGCUUUGCCCUAGGGACACUCACUUUGUGACCUUAGAUCACGGCAAAUUUAUUCCUAAGCCAGGCCCUCUUGCAUUUGCUUCCCGACCUCCACCUCCCACCCGACAUGCUUAGGCCUGUUAGUUUUUGUUUUAGGGCACGUGAAGGCAGACCUAGGGCCUCUCCACUGAGUUGCAUCCUUGGUCCCUCCCCAUUUUUUUAUUUUUUGAGACCCAGUCUCACUAGUCCCCAAGUUGUCCAGGCUGUAUCCAACUUGUGAUCCUCCUGCCACAGCAGCUGGGUGCUGGGAUUAGGCGGUGUCAAUGCACCCAGCUUCUGCUCUCAGGUCUCUGGGUCUCACCCACUGUCACUGGUUGGUGCUCUUCUUUGGUGCAGCCUUUCCUGGCUUACCUACCGCACUCAUAGCCCUCAUCACCGAGGUGUCUUUUGCUUGUGUGCUGGAGCUCCUCCUCCAAAAUGGAAAUCCCACAGGGCAAACUGUCUUGGCCACCUGUCUGUCCCAGUAUCAGAGCAGCACCUGGCACAUGGUGGCAGCUAGGUGCUUGCAGGGUGACCCUAACGUCCUCUU
This is a messenger RNA of Octodon degus (degu), 2213 nucleotides long. RefSeq names its product acid phosphatase 2, lysosomal (gene Acp2). Gene Ontology annotation, cellular component: lysosome. Gene Ontology annotation, biological process: dephosphorylation; lysosome organization. The record is from RefSeq and is a predicted model, not a curated record. The transcript has 11 exons. Bases 62 to 1336 code for a protein of 424 amino acids. Gene Ontology annotation, molecular function: acid phosphatase activity. Lineage: Eukaryota; Metazoa; Chordata; Mammalia; Rodentia; Octodontidae.